AGAACUUGACCGAGACAGUGAAAAAGGGCGUAACAAUCGGUUCGGUUACGGCGGGCGCGUUUUGCUCUUACUAUAUUGCACUGUAGCUCCUUUAAGGCGAAAAAAGAAAAAAAAAACGGUGACCUCCCUAUUUGUCCUCAGCAUUUAGACAUCGUGACACUUUUCUGGUUUCCCGUACGGUCCCCCGUCGGGUUCAAGUGUAAUUGUCGUGUUCGGAUCACUGUUGGAUUUGAUGUAAUUAGUGUGGAAGUGUAUUUUACUGAACCUGCUGGUGGACGGAUAUCCGUCCGCUAGGAUCCAUUGAGCAAUCCUCUAGUUGACUCCGUUAAUGAAAGGGAAUCGACUAGAUCUAGAUUAUAGUGCCGCUGUCAGGCUGUGAUGUUCAAUUUUGCCAAAGAACCAUCAGGAACGGUCGAAAUGAGGACAGUUUAUAAUAUGUACCUAGUUACUAUAAUGAAGCUACGAUGAUUGUGUCGAUGAAAUUAACGUCGUUUGAAGGAUCCAACAUGAUUUAAUCAGUGAAGUGGUGAUUGCUAACAAGCGAGAUAAUCAGUAAUGGUGAUGAAUAAUGUCAACCUAGAAAAGCGGAAAUGCGCGGCAGUAGCAUCAAUAGUACAGUGAAGCAAGUGUAUCUAGAUUGAAAGAAACUAUCAAAUUGACUGAAUGAUAGGAAUAAUAGCACCCAGAAGAUUUUGAACUGGGAUGGCUUCACGGACCAACGAUAUAGUAUUCAUCGAGUAACAUGGUGCCCUAGGACGAUGGAAUCAAUCAGCAACGAGCCGAAACCGUACGAAACAUGAUUGACAACAUCAUGACACGGGACAGCGAAAUACCGGCCAUAUUCAAUCCGAAACGUGUUCGCGCCCCUUCCGUCGUGGUGACAGGAGACUCGCCAAAUGGACCGUUUGGCGGAGGAGGCUUUAUCAACAAUGUGCCACAAAUCAUGCACUCGGAUUCGGUGACCUCGAGUCAGCACGAUGGUCAGGACAGUCUGAUCGGCGUGACCGUGACCGGAGCCGGAUGCGAAACACCACCACCGGGAGUGUCUGUUGUGGCAGGCACAACGGUGGCCAACAACACUAACGCCAAUGUCGCAACCGAGGGUACCGCUCCAACUACGGCGACAUCCCGACUGAAACGAUGUCGGGACUCGUGCUGUUCCGAACUGGCUCAGAAAAUGUACUUUGGUGUAUGUGUGACGAUUCUAGUCACGGCCUCCUGGGUUGGAGCGACACAUUGCAUCAAAUUCCUCUACCUGCGGCGAAAUGCGUACGCUUCCACUCUACCGCCGCAUUUGACGGCACUGAUCACGGACAGUGAGCCGCUGCUGACAGCAGACGCCAACUCGUCGGCUCUGAUCGUGCACGGGUUCGGACCGACCACUUCGUUCAUGCCAUCGACCAUCAAAUCGAUCGUGACCUCGGACCGGAUAACGCCACCCAGUUCGGCGCACAUCUUUAACGCACCCUUCUUCGCGUCCUGGUUCUGUACGAACUUUUCGAUCCUGUUCUUCCCGAUCUACAUCUUGGGGCGGGUAGCCAUCAAAAAGUGUGAUGGGACGGGUGAAGUGAUUGGGGAAAUUCUGCGUGGCUUCCGGGACCGGGGAUUCACAAUCGGUCGGUUCCUCAAUCGCUGUCUGACCUUCUGCAUACUGUGGCUGCUGACGACCUAUCUGUACGCGCUCUCGCUAAAGGCGCUGUUAGCCACGGAUGUGAUGGCCCUGUUCGCCACCAAUGUGGCGUGCGUUUACCUGCUGGCCUGGGUGAUACUGCAGGAGCAGUUUGUGGGUGUUAGGAUCGUGGCCGUCAUCCUGUGCGACACCGGAAUCGCUCUCCUUGCCUACAUGGAUGGUAUUACGGGUAGCCCAACGCUGGGUGGAGUUGUACUGGCAGCCCUGUCAGCUGCCGGUUAUGCCGUAUUUAAGGUGAUGUUUCGGAAGGUGAUGGGCGAUCCGCCGGUGGGUCAAAUCGCGUUCACUUUCUCCUUCAUCGGUUUUCUGAAUGCGGCCAUCCUGUGGCCGGUGUGCAUCGCGCUGUACUUCACCGGUGCCGAGGUGAUGCCCUGGGAGCCGCUGCCAUGGAUCGUGCUGCUGAUGGCCAGCGUGUUGUUGCUAGUUUUCCACAUCUUGACGCAGUUUAGCAGCGCCGUUACGUACAAUAUGUUUGUUACAUUAGGUUUAAUUACGGCCGUACCAGUAUCGGCAGCACUGGACAUCGUGUUGUACGGAGCGCAUUUCGCCGGAAUGAAGCUUUCGGGUAUUAUAUUAAUAGCCGUUGGUUUCUUCCUGGUCAUGUUCCCGGAUAACUGGCCCGACUAUAUCACCCGGCUGCUCAGAAAAACUGGUCGUGCAUUACUAAGAAACCAAUGUUGUUGCCAAUCCGGCGAUCAAGAUUACGAAAAUUCGAAAUAUCAUCUUGUUGGGUCACAACGCGAGAACGAAAAUGAAAGAGAACAGUUCAACAGCUGGAACGGCGGGAAGAUCAUCAGCCAGCGCGACGUCAAGAUGGGGCCGUCAUCCUCGAAGCGGUAUUCCUUCGCAAUACCGCGACGUCAUCGACUAUCGGACGGGCUACAUUCGAUCGCAUCUUCGCUCUCCCUCUGGCCGGGUGAGAUGACCGCCGAACAACAACUACAGCAGCAGCAGCAACAAAAUGUCCACUUUCAGCACUACAUUCGCAGCGAGUACGGCAGCGAUAGUGUUGGCUUGAACAUGAAACAGCGCCACUAUUCAAUGGACACGGAAACUAGCUUUGGCCGAAGGGGAAAACGUUGCAAUAGUUCGACAACGAUGGCACUACCACCCAUUCGGCAGAUCAACUGCCGCAGCAGUUCAUUCGGGUCACUCGAGUAAAACGUUGAAGCGAUCAUUCGAAACGGUUAAGCGAAUCUGGUUGACAGUUUUGAGAUUUGUUCUUUAAUGUUUACAUUUUUUCCCAUAUUAAAACAAAGUAAACCAUGUUUUCUCUUGACAGGUUUGCUAGUUAUGCAUGCACACAAACAUUUGGUCGUCGAUUUCAUUAACAGGUGGUGGUUGCAGACCAAAAUACAUUGUAGGUGUCUGAAAGUACACACGACUUCACUCGAUUGGGCACGUUAAAUGAUAUCAACGUUCAAUAUAUCGAAUAAUCGAUUUACUUGCAACAAUGAUUGUCAAAAUUUCGUAUCAAAUACCGAACAAAUCGACUCAAAAAGUACCUUCGUGCUUUACCAUCAGUAUAUUAUUUCUAAAGAAUUAUGAAACGAAUUAAAGGUGAUCUACUAAAAUGCAAAUAAACAUCAGUAAUCACUGUUGCAGACAGUUUAGCAUCAAAAAAAUUAAAUUGAAAAAAAAAUUCUCAUCUUCGGCUAGACUAGUACAAUUGUUCUGAAGAACAGUCAACUUAGGUCGGAACAGGUGGUACACAGAAUCUCGGCGGCCAGCAGAUGGCCAGCAAAUCGAAGGAAUUGUGAUACUUUUAGAGUACUCGUUUUUAAGUGUAAUUUCGUUAUUACAGUUAGGGAAGAUCGGCGAUCUAGAAAUCCGAAAAAAGAUUUUGCGCGAUAAAAGCCAUAUUGUUAAUAAAGUUGCUUCGCAGCUUAUUUGAGCAAUUAUGAAAAAUAUGAUCAAUAGUCUUUUUUAGUUUGUAACAUGUGUUUUUCGGAUCAGGCGCUUUUCUCGAGCUUCUGUUGUUCUGACGCUGCUUAUGUUUCGAAACUGGUCCUUUCCAUUUAAAAUACUAUAUCCCAGAAUGCAUGGAAUUCAGCGCUCAAAUUCUGUCCAAAUAUUCUUUGAAAUUAGAUGUAUCGAAUAAAAAGGUUUAUUUUUCUCAUCCUAGAAAGCUGGUCUUCCCAGUAGUGGUAAAUUGAAUGUACAUUGAAAUAUUUAGUAUAAUAAUAGUAGAAUAGUUUCAAAUAUAUAUCAUUAUGUGAACUCUAAAUACAAUGGUAACAUUAGAAUGCUAAAGUAAAAAAACGUAAACGUCGAAAGCAACAAUAAUUACAGUUACACACUAAAGUGAGAAUGCCACAUGUUACAGCCAAGUGAUACAACGUUAGCAGGAAUUAGAUAUUCAUCGUUUCAGAAACAAUAUUUAGACACUUCGAAAACAUUGAAAAAAUCUUAUUGAAAAAAAUACUAUUUUCCAAUCGAAUAUCUUCAAUGGUCGUUGCUUCAUAUUUUUCUACAUAGUGAUCGUAGAGGCUAACAGAAUGGACAUAUUUGCGGGACAAUACCAUAAAACCGCCCACAAACAAAUCGCUUACCGUACACUAACGGUUCGACUUGUCAUAGGUAAAUAAAACCGAACAAACAGCCAAUGGUAUUUUUGAACAAAUCUAGAAAAAAUUUUCGAUGGGACGUAAAUAACAUUGAGAGCCUCUCUUUGUUUACUUUCUCUUUCGUUUAUUGCGACGUCAUUACAACACUUUGCACUAAUUUUCCAGUGCAAAAAAUCACUAAACGAAAUAUUUUCCACUCGUGUAGAAAUGCUUUUAGAAUUUCUACAUUCCAUAUUUUUUUAUUCUACGAAAAAAAAAAUUCCAAUAUAGAAAUAUAUCAGGAAGAACUUAUAAAUCAGCAGAAUUUUAAAACUACAGGAUUUUCGGAAUCCCUAGUUCCAUCCCGCAAAUAUAUCCAUUCUAUUUGUGCUCCUAUCGCAACUACCGCGAAGCGGAACAAUUUCGCUAUUUACUUCGUAAACUAGAAUGAGAGAAAUUAACUGUAAACUGUAACAAUCAAUCUUGAAUAGGUAUAUAAUCCACGUUCAGCGAAAUGAAAUAAGGUCGUAUGUUUGUAAAUUGCAUUAUAUAAAGCAUAGAAUAGUAGAAAUGUUCGACGCCAAAAAACAGACACGAACAGGCUCGAACAACACGCACAUUCAUACUACGACCUGCUCGAAUGUUCCAAUUUACUGAUCGCUCGAAACAUGAGUCUACAUUUGCUGCACCACAAUAAGAUCACGUACUACGUUAAGGAACAUUUGGGCAGCUGCUAGUAAGAUUGUAAUCAUCGAAAAUUUAACAUUUUGGAAAAAAAAUAUUCGUUAAGCCGUUCGGCUUCUGAUAAUCGUUAAAUAAUUACCAUUCGAUCUAUUAUGGGUACUGAAUGAAAAAUACUCGCUGGAGCUCGUUUUAGAUGUCGUUUGUAUCGAAAAGAUGGUCAAAUCACCUAGACACACACACAUAUUAAAUGGAAAAGUUUUAAAUUUGAGCAUUUUUUAAUAAAAGUAUUAUUCUACCA
Messenger RNA from Topomyia yanbarensis, 5218 nucleotides. Its product is annotated as solute carrier family 35 member F3. The record is from RefSeq and is a predicted model, not a curated record. NCBI's taxonomy places the organism in Eukaryota, Metazoa, Arthropoda, Insecta, Diptera, Culicidae. Bases 797 to 2851 code for a protein of 684 amino acids. The transcript is spliced from 13 exons.